UCGAAAUCCAUACAUAAAGGAACAUACAGGUAGGUAUAUACCUAGCUGUAUCUUCGAAACUAAUGCCGAAGAGUAUCAGCUCUUAUUGAUAUUCUUUGCCACUCUGAUACUUUUUGCCAACGGCCUUACAACAUAACAAAAAUUCAGGAAAGUAACCGAUAGUCAUUUUUCAUACUGUCGUUGUAUACCUAUAUGAGCAUAUGACUAUACACCCCAAUGGUAGUCCACAAAAAAUUAAGUGUUCUAACAUUAUUAUUUUAUUACACAAUUCGUCAUUUCAUGUCUUUUGCAUAUCUUAUGGCACUGUCUGAUACAUCCUCCCAUACUACCGGGUAGGUUGGAGAGAAAUGUGAAAGUGGUAGAGAGUACUAACCGAGAGAAAGGUUUUUAUUUAUUGACAUAUCCUACUGGUGGUACAGUCAUAUCAGACUCCGCGAUCAGUUCUGAGAUUCAAUUACUAACCAUUUAAUUUUGCAUUUAGAGUAUUUCUCCCUUCGUAUAUUUUUUUACAAAUACUUUUUUUUGUGUACUUCGGAGCAGAAAAGAGGAUUAAAUCAAGAUGAGCAAAUUGAUAGUAUACAUCUUGGACAGAAUUGUGUGGUUGCUCCUUUUUACCGUAAUCACUGCGCAGUCACUACAGAUAGUUGGACUUAUGGAUCCUCCUAAGGCUCUGGAACAGAUAACUUAUCCUGAAGAGAAUCAAUACGAUUAUCAAUUGGCUGUCGUGAAUAACGAAGCCAGGGGAAAGAGACAAACGGAUGCUACAGAGCAAAGGUCUCAACUUAUAGACAGCCUUUUCAAUAUACCCAUUUCAACUUUGAACGCUUUAAAUAAUCUUGUACAGCACUCUAGACCAGCUAUAAGGAAACUUAGAGAGUAUGCAGUGCAGAGAUUUACAGGAACAACUACUCCAUCUUCUGCAGCGCAAAAAAAAGUUUUUCCGGUAUUCAAUAAGCAUAAAGGAGAACAAUCGCAGAACACAUCGAAUAGUUGAAUAUUUACCAAUGACUGAUUUAAAUAAGACUAAAUUAUCUUGCCAAAUGUUCAAAUUAACAUAUUGUACCUAUAUUUUUACUUCAUAGUUAUGUAAUAAAUUUUUUUAUUGUCGAAUCGUUUCAGUGAAAUCUGGUUGAUCGUGAUAAAAUCAGAAGGAAGUGGAGAAAAACUAUUUUCAAUGAAAUAUUAAUACAAUAUUUGAGGAAGCUAAAACAAUUAAACUUAUAAUAUUCCUAGUAAAGAAGGCUAGAUUUUCUGAACUUAAGUUUUCAAUUACAUCGUGGCGUCCGAUUUUGUUUAUAAAAUACAUUACUGACUGAAUAUUUAAAAAAAUUAAAUAUAUAAAAAAAUUAUUAAUGGCAUAGCAUAUAGAAACCUCAGAGAGAAUGCUUUUUUCACGUUUGUAAUUUCAGGGUUUUAUCUUCAAAUAUUGCUAUUUAAUUUCCUUGCUGUUUUUUUUCAGAAUAAAAAAAUAUAAAAUGUUUUCGGGAAAACGUAAACAUUUCAA
Molecule: messenger RNA, 1504 nt
Organism: Coccinella septempunctata (seven-spotted ladybird)
Lineage: Eukaryota; Metazoa; Arthropoda; Insecta; Coleoptera; Coccinellidae
Exons: 3
Coding region: 560-994 (144 amino acids)
Source: RefSeq, a predicted model, not a curated record